Molecule: messenger RNA, 3060 nt
Organism: Symbiodinium necroappetens
Lineage: Eukaryota; Dinophyceae; Suessiales; Symbiodiniaceae
Source: the annotation of a GenBank genome assembly
AUGCCAAAUGUCGUGCCGCUCAGGAUCCUGUGUUGGGUAUAUUAUCUUGUAGCCGAAUCUUUUGCAUCGGUCCGUCCGCAAGAUGUCCGCAUCUACACGUACCGCCUUCCAGCGUGUUCUUUGGAGCAUUUUCCUGGCGAAGAGAUUGAUGGUCGACAGCCACUGAGGCGGAAGGCAUUUCACGAUGGACGCCCGCCGCUUCUGCCGAUUCACCGAAAGCUCGCAUACGGGCGACUGGCCACCAACGAUCCCCGGAACGCGACGCACUUCUACAUCCCAGCUCCAUUCUUCUUCUGGGAUGACUCGUGGCAUUCUUCGAACGAGGCCUGCAAAGCGACAGCCUCAGAACGCAUCGUAGACGCCGACCAGAAAAUGAUUUUACUGCCUGGCGACGUGCUCGAUCUCCAAAAUGCAGCCUGGCACUGCCAGCAGGUGGGUUGCGUGUUCGGUCUAUGGUUGCAAUUCACAGGCAUUCAAGCGGACAACGAAGCCUACCCCAUAAUGUGGAUUCUGAAAUUUCGUCAUAAUGGCGCCAGGAUUGACUUGGGCCUGAGAUACGGAUGUCCUGUCAUCAGUACCGACACAGAGAUGCUUGUGGUAGACUGCGACCGGGAGCAACUCGCAGACCAGCGCUGGCAUCAUAUAGGUGGCAUUCUUCGCAUGGACAUGUCUUCGACGGAGCUGCUAUUGGACUUCCUCCCCGUGUCUUCCCAGCUUUCGGUGCAAAGUACGAGUGCUGAAGAUGCUGUGCCAACGUCGGACUUCCACGGAUGGAGAUUUUGGGGCAUAGAAGUUUGGAGAGAAAGAGUGCUUGCGACCCUCCCGCCUUGGAGGACUGCGAAGCCCUUUCAAUUGAUGCUCCAACGGUGCGCUGUCCCGUCGCCGAUGGAGAGCUCGAAUGGCCCCUGCCUGCAGAGAGUCAUUGACUUCGUCGAGUCCCAGCCGUGGCUUAAGCGACGUCAAGGCUGGGAUCAUUUGGUUCUGUUCGCGGGCGUGGACUACCCGUCGGUUUUCAAUCCAAUUCAUCCGCCUGAUGACACAGACUUCGUGUUGGAGACCAGGUGGCCGGCGUUCAAGAACUUUGUCUUGCUGCAUUUCGGCGCCAGAUCGGAGCGAUGUGUGAACCGACUGGAGAGCUUUCAUCCAGCACGACGCCAUGCCUUGCCUGACUUCAAGCAGUGCGAGAGACGUGUGUUCCAAACGGUCACCAUACCUCCUUUUGUCCCCAACGAGGACUUCAACUGUGCCAAGAUGGCCUCCUACGCGCAGGGCCGCCCGAGACCUCAUCGCCUUGCUUUCCGUGGGCUGAGCUACAAUGCCAUGGUUGAGCGCAACUCCUUGAACCAGGCGCUGUCGGAGGCGUUUUUGCAGCAACUGCAGCUGACUGGCGACUUCCGGCUGGAGUUUACGAACUGGACCCACGAGUUGCUGGGGUCGGGCAUUUGCAAAGCGGACUAUGCCUUUGACCUGCUCUGCAGCUGGUCCGGUGUGAACAGGCCGGCAAUGAACCAAAGCCGUUCUUCAUCACAGCGCAUUCAGAAAAUGCGAUCUCGAGCUCUCGAGCUUUGGGACAGCUCCGAGGCAGGACUUGUGCUGCCCGGUGAUGGCGGCUAUGAGCUUCGAUUGUACAGCAUGUUGAACAAGGCCACGGUGCCCUUCAUUGUAGGAUCAACCGGCUCAACACACGCAAAGAUACCGUUUUCGGCGACUCUACACUGGAGUCGCUUCGCGAUUUUCUGGGAUCUCAGCAGUUCAUACGUCACCAUAGAAGCCCCAACUCAACCACAGCAUUCUGUGAGCGUCGGGGCACACCGACUUCUGUUGCAAGCAGCGCUCAUGGACCCCCAAGUGUUGAAGCGGAAGCGUCGGAACUUGCUCCGGUACGCGCCGGGGCUGUCUUGGGAGGAUCACGCACCGUGCCCAGGCACGCUGAGAAAGACAGCCUUGGAUUUCUUGGCACAGGAGCUUGCCCAUCGCUUGUCCAAGUACGAGGCAACUGGAGCUGGACUCACUGGAAUUACAGGAUUGGCGCUCCACGACCGGUCCUGGAAGAUCCCUGACAAGCACGUCUUCAGCAGUGAGCAAGAGGACCUAACAGGAACCGGCUGCCCUGCCGGAUACCCGCUCUGCGAGAAGCGCGAAUCUGGAAACGUGUGUGUGGCUCCGUGUUAUGGAGGACCCUUUGCGUGCCCCGUGGGAUGCAAGUUGAUGGCUGACAGUCCACCCUGGUGUCGAACAUCGUCAGGUGCGGCAUGCGAUGCUCCGAUAGCAGGCAGAACCGCCAUUCCCUGCGGCACGUAUCCAGAUCGGAACUUUCACGCACAAGUUCUGCCCUACGCGGAGAACAUCGUCCGAAGGCCACGCAUUGCACUCCUGACUUGGUCUGACCGGCCCGAGAUCGCGAAGCUGACGCUGCCAGUCUUGGAGCGAUUCUGCCAAAACCACCAAGAACGCUACGACUUGAUUGUGGAGGAGGAGCCGAUUUUGGGCCCUAACUCCAACUAUGUGCCCGCCUGGAAUAAGGUCGUGUUUCUACGCCGUCUCUUGCGGACCACACUCUACGACGCUGUCGUAUGGAUUGAUGAUGACAUUCUCAUCACGGAGCCUGGCAGAGAUCCGAUCUAUGACGGGCUGAAACGGAGCAUACUUGCAUUGCACUCGGACGUCUUCCUUUACGCUUCCAAAGAUGUUCGCGUCGAUGCUCGUGUGCCGAUGAACACAGGGAUUCUUGGCCUCCGAGCUUCUCGGCGGGCCAGGAAGUUUCUAGAGGAAUUGCUGCGCAUCUCCAGGCAGAAGGUAGUUUUCGACGGCCAGGCCUUUGUACCGCAGAGGCAAGGUUGGUGGGAUCAGGAUGCUGUCGCUGAGUGGGUGCGUAAGAAUGGACUGAAAGAUGCGUACCUCGAGGAGCAUCGGACGAUCCAGUCCAUCGUGCGUGACCUCUCGAACGGGCAUUGGAUGCCAGGGGACUUUGCAGCGCACUUCAGUGGCCGAACGGAAGAAGUUCGUUUACAAGUGAUGAAGCAAUUCCAGCAGAAGCGCCGCCGCGAGACACAGCCCUGA